Vicia villosa (hairy vetch) is the source of this 1581-nucleotide messenger RNA. RefSeq lists its product as uncharacterized. Bases 1 to 1581 code for a protein of 526 amino acids. Lineage: Eukaryota; Viridiplantae; Streptophyta; Magnoliopsida; Fabales; Fabaceae. The transcript is spliced from 3 exons. The record is from RefSeq and is a predicted model, not a curated record.
AUGAUCAGAGAAGAAAUCAAGGUUGACUGUCAAGAAGCUGAUGAAUAUGAUGAAUCUGACGAAGAAUCAUAUGUUGGAGAGCUCACCAUCAGUGAAAUGGCUGCUGGCUUUACUGAGACAUGUCUAAUGAAUGAGAAACUGUAUGCAAAAGUACGGGAAUAUAGGAAUACUAAUAGAUUCCUACUAGAAGAAAUAGUAACUCUCAUGGAAGAGUUUGCUGAUCUGGAAAGAAACUCCUCUAGUUGCAAUGUCAGAGAGAAUGCUGUAACAUCGGUUGGCAACAUUAUGAAACUUCAGAUCAUCAAAAAUUAUGUGGCUACUGAUCUUCCUAUUGCUGAUGCCAAGAUUGUCAAAAAGAUUUUGGAUGAAAAUCAUCAGGUCCCUAGGAUAUCUUUCCCUUUACAAACCGUGAUUCCUGAUCCUCCCAAGAGCAAAAGUAAUGAUAACGAUGUUCACACUGCUGGUAGUGAGAUUCACAUGACUAAAGAGGAGAACAAUGAAGAGGUUCAAGAAGAUGCUGAUAACACCAAUGUCACUAAGGAUGUCAAUGACAUCGGAAAUUCUGAAGCUGAUGAUAGUCCAAGAGCAGAUGCUGGAACAGGUAUAAAUGUUUUGGAUUUAGAUGAGUACUCUGACAAUGAUUUGGUUGCUACUGUGAACUCUAGUGUAGCCAAAAGACUCAUAACUAGGAGAAAAGGCAAAGCUGUGAUUCAAAAUUCUCCUGUGAAGAAAGAUGAUGUUAAAAGCCCUUCCAAAGACUUUGUCAAGAAGAAGAGUACCUCUGCAGGACCUAUAAAGACUAGAGUUGUGGCUAAAAGUGUUGGUGUUGGUCACUCAAAAUCUUGGAGCAAAGUUGUUCCAAAGAAGAGGAAGGCAAGAGCUGUUGAAGAAUCCGAGUCUGAUGUUGAAGUGAAUGUCCAUGACAUUCCAUUAAAGAAGAAGCCCACAACUAGCAAGCUUGCUGCUAGUGUACCUGAAGUUCCCAUUGACAAUGUAUCCUUUCACUUUGCUGCAAGUGCAAAUAGGUGGAAAUUUGUGUAUCAAAAGAGACUGGCCCUUGAGAGGGAAUUGGCUCAAAAUGCUCAUGAAUGUAAGGACAUAAUGGACUUGAUUAAGGCUGCUGGCCUAAUAAAAACUGUUGUCCAUCUGAGUAAAUGCUAUGAAAUGCUGGUGAAAGAAUUCAUAGUAAACCUCUAUGAAGAGUGUGCUAACAAGAGAUCUAAGGAAUUCAGAAAAGUUUUUGUAAGAGGAAAAUGUGUUAACUUCUCGUCCACUGUGAUCAAUAACCUAUUGGGAAGGUCUGAUGAAGCUCAACCUAAGCUUGGAAUCUCUGAUAACAAGGUAUGCCAAGUUAUCACUGCAAACCAAGUCAGGAGCUGGCCCUUGAAAGGGAAAUUGUCUGCUAGUAGACUAAGCAUGAAAUAUGCAAUGAUGCAUAAGAUAAGGGCUGCUAAUUGGGUGCCAACAAAUCACAAGUCUAUUGUCUCAACUGUCCUUGGAAGAUUAAUGAAACAACUUCAAAACAUAAACAAAACACUUCAUCCCGAUGUUACAGAAUCAGAGCACACCACUAAUAAAUAA